UUUCUAAGUGCAUUUCCCGGCGCAACAUCAAACCGUAGUGACUGGCUCAUCUUGUUCCGAAUUGAAUCAAAAAGUGAAGAGCAACCAACAUGGACGCACACGAAUAUAGAGAUAGAGGCAAGAAAAUGAUUGACUACAUAGCGGACUAUUUGGAGAACAUACGCGAGCGCGACGUUUUUCCUCACGUGCAACCGGGUUUUUUGGUCUCUGCCCUCCCCGACAAUGCUCCUGAGGAAGGCGAGACUUUUGAAGACAUCUUUAAGGACGUAGAGUCUCUUAUUAUGCCUGGGAUCACGCAUUGGCAAAGUCCUUAUAUGCAUGCGUACUUUCCUGCCCUCAACAGCUAUCCGUCACUUCUGGGAGACAUGCUGGCCAAUGGAGUGAAUUGCUUAGGAUUUACAUGGGUGAGAUAAACUGUAAAAAUCAGUUCACAAGGACUCAAACCAACACUUUUUAAGGUUAUAUUUGAUUUUGAUUGUGAGCAUCUGUAAUUAUUCCAGUACUUCAUUCUAAAAGGAGCCUUUUCAUAAGUCACAAACCUCGUACCAAACAUUGCUUGAUCAAGCCUUUACUCUUUUGGCUUAUGGAAGUGUAGCCAACCAUAUCUUUGAAUGCCAUUUAAUCAUUGAUUAUUAUCAUUCUUUAUUGCGACAGAUUUGUCAUUGGUCUAUUAGUAGAUUUACAGGUUUACAUGAUGACAUUUGUUCCCAACUGUAUGGUGUGUUCUCUAUAGAGGUUUUGGGUUAGUCCAAGGACCCAGAAAUGAUGCCCAUUUUCGAAACGAAGG
This is a messenger RNA of Tigriopus californicus, 787 nucleotides long. Its product is annotated as histidine decarboxylase-like. Gene Ontology annotation, molecular function: histidine decarboxylase activity; pyridoxal phosphate binding. The transcript has 3 exons. Bases 90 to 413 code for a protein of 107 amino acids. The record is from RefSeq and is a predicted model, not a curated record. Gene Ontology annotation, biological process: L-histidine catabolic process; histamine biosynthetic process. Lineage: Eukaryota; Metazoa; Arthropoda; Copepoda; Harpacticoida; Harpacticidae.